Molecule: messenger RNA, 291 nt
Organism: Adineta ricciae
Lineage: Eukaryota; Metazoa; Rotifera; Eurotatoria; Adinetida; Adinetidae
Source: the annotation of a GenBank genome assembly
AUGGUUGAAACAGGCAACACAUGUGAAAAUUAUCCGGACGGGUGUUUAUAUAAAGGUUGUAGUCCGACAUACUUGAUAGGCCAAAGCAAUUAUCAAGAUGCAGGUGACGCAUUGGAGCUAUACUUAGUUGGCAAUCCUGAUCAAGUAGCAAUAAUACUCGAGAUUUGUUUUCGAAUUGCUAUUUGGCUUUGUUAUAGCCGUGAUUUAAAUUCUUCGGUUGAUCAGAGUAUAGUACAAGCAUUUAGACAGAUUGCAGCAAAAACGAAUGGUGGCCAAAACGACGCAGCCUAG